Cladocopium goreaui is the source of this 2140-nucleotide messenger RNA. The record is from the annotation of a GenBank genome assembly. NCBI's taxonomy places the organism in Eukaryota, Dinophyceae, Suessiales, Symbiodiniaceae.
AUGAUGCACAAAGUCCACGCAGUGCUACCACCUGGCGAUUCAGAGGAUAUCAUCAAGCGCUUGCUUGGGCAGAUGCAGACUGACUCGUCGUCUGAAAGCAAAAAGCCAGAAUCUUUGCCUGUGACAGCAGCCAAGAGCAAAGAUGCUUGCGAUCAAGUCCAAGCUUGGAUCAGGACAAAUGACUCCAAGGAUAUUUCCGCACAGCCAGCAUUUGCUAGGUUCAAGACGAAGUUGAAGAAUGAGCUGUGCAAGUGCUCUCUGACGAAAAGGGAACCGAAGUGCCCGAUGCACGGCUUAGAUAGCUCCCUUUACUCUACUGUGACCUUGGGGGACAUCAUGUACCACACGGCUGAUGCGAUCUUUGAAUCCAUACCGGCAUACGUGCCAACUGUGGCAAUGGGGCUGAGCAUGAUUCAUGAGGAUGCAAAAGGGCGGUUGGACCUUGGAGAGGAUUCCUGUCACUAUCCACCUACUUGUAGCUUCCUGCUGAUGAAGGCGAAGGAGGAGCCCGACGGAAAGAUGAUUGACGUUCCCAAUGCAGAAGCCCUGGACGUUCUCUUGAGCAUUCGUGGGGCGUAUCUUCGUGAAGGUCUUCAGGAUGUCUUGGAGAUGAUCCGGAACAUCGAUGAAUGUUACUUCGACGCUCUGACUGAUGUCAAGAAGCUGCCUGAAGUUCUACGGGGCCUACGCGGCCGGGGAAGUGGAGUCUUGGCGCUUGUGGAAGGGAAGCUGUGCAUGACCGGUGCAGAUGCAACCGUUUGGGGCAGCAUUUGGCAGACAAUCCUUCACACUUUGGGUGCCACCGGCAUGUUGCCCGCACUCUCUGACCUUUUCAGCGACGAAAUUGAAGAACCCUUUCGAGUCAAAGAAGAGGCUGAUGAAGACGGGAAAGCUGUGGAUGUAGAUGCAGUGGAAUCAGUGCCAUCGAAGUCAAGGACCAGGGACGAAGAUGACGACCCCGCAGAUGAACCAAACUCGAAAAGGCGUUUGGUGGGAUUCAUGGAAAAGGCUCGUGCAAGCGGAGAGAUUGACAUGACAGAGAUGACAGUGACCAUGAAAUCUGUCUACACCUUCUCGGAAGCUGGGUUGGUUGAGCCCAUUCACAUCGUUGACCUUAUGAACGUGAAAAAGGAGCUGGAGUUUUUCCUCAUGAAGCGUGCAAUGUCCGAGUGGGGAUCGGCCUUGGAACAUGUGACCUUGAACUAUGCUAAGAGCAUGGUGAUGUGUAAGCGGAGAUCUCCAUUUGAAGAUUCCAGCAAACACCGAAUCUAUGUCUUUGGGCAGAUCAGCAUGGAAGCAAGCAACAAGACCAUCAAGGUGGCCAGCCUCAAGCAUGUCAAUGGGCCGUGCGGCAUCAGCUUCUACUGUGGGCCCAAUGGGUAUGACAGGAUGACAUCCCAGGUUCCUUGCGCAGCGUGGCUGAUGAAAGUCGUCGGCAGCCAUGAUGAUGAUUCCGACGAUGAAGCAUCCACCAGCACUAUGGUGAAAUCCACUGAGAAAGCCACUUUGAAGGUGGCGUCCUUGUUUGACCCGGAGAAAACAUUUGAGCUCGAAUUAGAACUUCCAUACCUUCAUGCUCGACCAUUGGAUGAGUGGCAGAAGAAGAAAGAGAUGGCCAAGGCAAAGAAGCGAAAGACUGGCGCCGAAGACAGCAUGGUGCAGAUCACUCGGCCACCCUUCCUUUCAAGGAAGAGUCUUCAAGCUGCGGCCAAGGGUGACAACAUGGUUUACACGUUCGGUGGCAAGACCGCUGAGGAGAUCUUCAAGGACCCUGCAAAGAUUAAGCCAACGACCAAGAACAACAGAGAAUUGCUGGCUGACAGAGGCAACACGGGCAAAGAAGUUUCACACUUGAUGAAUUGAGUCGCUUUUCCAGGCAUGAAAUGACAGACAAACGUCAUUCAACGGUUGCCCCCCCUUGUUUUUGUGUGGUUUGAUCUCAGAUCCCACACCGUGACUGCACUGAGGGUUUUGUGACAGUUGCGACUGAAAGAAGUGUUGGAGUCCCAUUUUGGGAUUUGGAUUCUAGAUGGAUCUUGACGAAACUCGAUCCAAAGCCUAAAUUCAGUUCGUUAGCCAAAUUAUUGGCAACAUGUACCGUUCCCUGCCUUGCUGCAAGGAACAAAAGCGGUGAGAGGAG